Prunus avium (sweet cherry) is the source of this 913-nucleotide messenger RNA. NCBI's taxonomy places the organism in Eukaryota, Viridiplantae, Streptophyta, Magnoliopsida, Rosales, Rosaceae. The record is from RefSeq and is a predicted model, not a curated record.
UCGGACGGGUGGGUUCCGGGGAGAGGGAUACAGUGGGUGUUGAUAGGGGACAGAGGGGCAAAGAAGCACUUGUACGCCGAGAGGCUCUCGAAGCUUCUGGAAGUUCCGCACAUUUCUAUGGGCACCCUCGUCCGCCAGGAGCUCAACCCUCGCUCUUCUCUCUACAAGAAGAUUGCCAAUGCGGUGAAUGAAGGAAAGCUUGUUCCGGACGAAGUGAUUUUUGCAUUGUUGUCAAAGAGGUUGGAAGAAGGAUACUACAGAGGUGAAAGCGGAUUCAUUCUUGAUGGAAUUCCUCGAACAAGAAUGCAAGCUGAGAUUGUUGACCAAAUUGUGGAUAUUGAUUUGGUAGUGAAUUUCAAAUGCACGAAUGAGAACUUGGUGAAGCAGAAUCUAGGAACUGGAAGCUCCUCUGCUUGUCAGGAAUAUCUUAGCUUGAGCAACUCCAUCCCCAUGCGUAAUCUAAAUCUGCAGUUGCCGGACGAACGACUAAAAUCCUCCACUGCUGAUGCAGAGCAGAGCAAGUCGUUGGAAGAUUACUACAGAAAACAGAACAAACUCAUCGAUUUUCAAGUCAAAGCUGCGCCCGGAGAAACCUGGAAGGGGCUGUUGGCUGCUUUACAUCUCCAGCAUAUAAAUGCUGUCAGUUCUUCCCAGAAGCUAACUGCAUGAAUUAGGCUUCUUCUGGGUCUUUUUCGGCUUCCUUUUUCUUGUGCAUUCCGGCAGAGUGUAGUAAAUAUAUAAGAUGUGAGAAUUACAGAGUUGGUUGAAUAUUCAACUUGGUUUUGAAAGAAAUUUUGGUCUUGUAAGUGUUAUUUUUAUCGUGUGGCUUGCAACAUUAGGAUGCAAGUUUGUAAUGUAGUGAGUGAGAGAUGAAAACUGAGAAGCAGAGAAGACGUUUGAUGAAUAAAAGUAA